UCUGCUUUGGCCUACCAAACUGCUUCCAUCUCUGAGUCCCCAGGGCUCGAGUUGCGGCUAUCUCGUUUACGAACGGCACAAUUUGCCGCGGUGGAAGCUUGCCGCAUGCUGCGACGCCGGUCGAUCUGCGAAAAUACGACGCUUUCUAUGACAGAUAUCGCUUGGGAAUUGCUAUCUGCCAGUUGGAGCUUAACAGCACUCACUUCUUCUGCUUCCUAUUACGUUUUGCUUCGCCCAAUGCCUACAUUGGCUGAUUCGCCUCUACUACCAAAACCAUCAAUUUCAUUAAAUUCGUUUGCUGUUGAUGAGGCCGAGGGUCAUCAAGAAGCACUGAACGUACCAAAACAUGCUCACGUGGAAUCUGCUUCCUGUCAGGCAGAUAAUCCGAUUGAUCUGACAGGCUCCUAUGGACCAUUAACUGAGCGCCUUGCUAACUCCGAAUUUCCAUCUACAGCUUUUGCGACGGAAACACCGCCAAUGGCAUUGUUGGUAGUGCGAGGUCAAUUUCUUCAGGCUUUUUCCAGUGGGCUUACGGUUAUUCGAGAAGCAGUGGCCCAAUUAAAUAUAGAUUAUUCAAGAUGGGUAAGUUAUGCCGUAAAGUAA
Messenger RNA from Protopolystoma xenopodis, 603 nucleotides. The record is from the annotation of a GenBank genome assembly. NCBI's taxonomy places the organism in Eukaryota, Metazoa, Platyhelminthes, Monogenea, Polystomatidea, Polystomatidae.